AUGCCAAAAGUCACGAAACCAAGUACGGCCAACCAGCAAAAGCAGGACGCGGAUGCGAUGCCGAAUUUGGAAGGGGAAGAGACGGGGGAUGUUGAGACAUACGAUACUUGCGAUGGUGUGCGGAGGAAGGUUAGGGCGCAUUUGAAGAAGCAGGGCGUGACGCAGGCUAGUUUCUGCAGGGAGAUUAGCAAGUGUCUUGGGAGAGGGGAGACGUCUAUUCAGAGUGCGCAGCUGGCGUCGUUUUUGAAGAAGGGGACGAUGGCGGGCAAUACGAGUAAGGUGUUUUAUGCUAGUUAUGUGUAUUUCGAGAGUAUACGCGUGAGAGACAAGAAGCCGAAGAGCAGUAAGAGGUUGCAGAUGGAGUCUGAGUGA
Messenger RNA from Lithohypha guttulata, 372 nucleotides. RefSeq lists its product as uncharacterized. NCBI's taxonomy places the organism in Eukaryota, Fungi, Ascomycota, Eurotiomycetes, Chaetothyriales, Trichomeriaceae. The transcript has a single exon. The record is from RefSeq and is a predicted model, not a curated record. Bases 1 to 372 code for a protein of 123 amino acids.